CAACAUCUACUGGUGAUAAAGAUGGCUUAGAAAAUGAUGAUGGAGGCCUUUGUCGAACAAAAAAUAUGAGGUUGAAAAUUCGAGUGAAAUCAAAAUGGACAGGAGUAAGUCAAAAAAUUCCAGAAUUUCCUACCAAAAAUGGACCAGUCAUGAUGAUUCCGGUGAAUUCUGGACAAUAUGCUGUACCUGUUGUAUACGUUCCGGUAGCUCAAUCAGUCGAAGUUAACGAAGGCAAUAGAAAAAGACCAGUGUUUCCGUAUCAUUUGUAUUUUGCAAAUGGACAAUUUCGAGCCAACAACUCGAACUUAGUAGAUUUUGGACCUAAAUCGGAAUUACGAUUUGAUGCUGGUGAUCAACCUAAAGAUUUCGGGAAUUCUGCAUCUAUAAUUAACUCAAAUGGAUAUGUUGCACCAAAAUCUCUUAAGGGGAAAGAUAUCGAUUUUGAAAUAGAAUAUAUGGAUUCUGCUAGUAAGAGAAGAUCAUACGAAAAAAUUGGAACAAUGGAAAUUGCAAUUAUUACAAACUAUAUUAUACUGGCGGACAUCUUUUUAUUAUAA
Molecule: messenger RNA, 557 nt
Organism: Acanthocheilonema viteae
Lineage: Eukaryota; Metazoa; Nematoda; Chromadorea; Rhabditida; Onchocercidae
Source: the annotation of a GenBank genome assembly